AUGUUCGACGUUCUCUGGACUGAUCCCAACAGGGAGCUGGUGGGUGAGCGGAUGGUAAGAAAAGAGCAAGAAGCCAAGAUGAAAGACAAAGAGAAAAAGCAAAAGCCUGAAAAUGGUCGUCGGUCUAUCUCAACUGAAAGCUCAACUUCUAGCGACCGUGGGUUUGGGAUCUUUUCUACUAGAAGCCGAAGGAAGGCCCCGGCGUCACCUAGACCAAAGGACCGGACCGCAUCGCCCGCUACUCCCGCUCGUAGCAUCAAUAGGACAAACCGAGCAUCAGCUUACGCUGUUAAGAAUUUGCUUAUCCAUCAAGAUGAAUCGGAAAUUACUGUAAAACCUGCCGAGAGAGACUAUCUCCCUGCACAGGUUUCGGAAGCAGCCGAGGUCUCUAAUUCUACGUUGUCAAGAUGGACGGAUCCAUCUGCUAUUACCAACAGCACUGGCGUCGGAGCCUCCCUGAGUGAUGCCACUGCAGGUAUAAAGUCGGAGUACUUAAUUCAAACCCUGGGUCCAUCUUCGUUCAUUACAAGAACCACCGAAGUCAUGUACUCGCCUCGUGAUCCAGACGCAGACAUCGACCCGUUAGUUUCCGAAGUCCAUAUUUCAGCUAGUCGAGCGAAGGUCACAACACCACCGAUAACGGAUUUCCCAGAGAGAACUAAUUCUAUAGCGUUUGACGAUCCUGGCUCUACAGGUCAAUCCUCUGCAUCGCCACAUACGCCACCUCCAGUCGAGUUCCAGAAUAAUAGCGUCAUAUAUACUCCAGGAUGGAAUGGUACAGAUAGACUAGGAAAUCCAGACGCCUGGAAACCUCCGCAUGAAUGGGAGUGCACUCCGAAUAGACAGUUGGCAACUCAUUCUGAUGAGGAAGGGCUGCAUAAUUCAUUGAUCAGUGACGAUUCUGAACGAUGUAUGUCCCCGAGCCUCGCGGCGCUUCAACGCGAGGUCCGGAUGAUGGCCGCGGCAACCCCGGAGCUUAUGCUUGCCAAUAUUAAAUCUAGCAUGGGCUAUUCCUCGGAUGCGACCGUUUACAAAGAGCUUGAAAUGGCUAAGAAACGUUGGAUGUUCUCUGCUCUUCAACACGAGGGUUACGUUCCGCUUGUGGACUGCGCAGAUAGCUGCCCCGGAAGUUUAGAUUCGUCAAAGCCCUAUAGACCUCCUAGGAUCCUCGCACUCUACGAAACUCAAGCAUCUGCUUCGUUUCUUGCUGCUAUGCAUCCACAGGCCUUGAUAUCACACUUAUCGCCAAAACCGAUAUCGCCGAAUCUAUUUCCUAACGUCCAGCCGUUACUCGUGCCGGUAAUAUCUGCUUCGGCAGGCUCUCGACCGCUUGCUCCACAGUUGUAUUCAACCGUAACCUGUCUACCCAUGCCUGCGUUGUUUCCUUCGAGCGAGAUACCCCCACUUCUCCGUCACAUUUACCGCUGCCUCACACCCGGCGGCGCUUUACACUUGACCCUUAUAGACCCUCAACCUGUCUCAUCUUCGAUGGGCCCCAAACUGCGACAGUGGCUAUUUGAGAAUCUCUUGAUACAACUCGAGAAGAAGUGCCGUACUACGUUACCAAGUGAUACGUUUCCCGCCUGGCUAGCUGUUGCGAAACUUCGUGGAUUCGGCAGCACUAUUACAACCAUUUCUGUACGUGCCGUACACGAGGGCGCUGCUACGACAGAAGACACGAAUGAUCAAACAUCGGUAGAAAACGAGCUACGAUGUCUCGUCUCAAGGAUGUUGUGGCAAGAGAUAUGGGGAAAGUUCGUCCACGCCGACCGAUGGUGGUGGGAAGAGGAAGACAUCGUACAGGAAUGCAUCGAAAGGGGAACUUACUGGCAGUACUCCCACAUCGUGGCAGUCAAGAACAAUAGGCAGUCAUCUUAG
Daldinia caldariorum is the source of this 1878-nucleotide messenger RNA. RefSeq lists its product as uncharacterized. Lineage: Eukaryota; Fungi; Ascomycota; Sordariomycetes; Xylariales; Hypoxylaceae. Bases 1 to 1878 code for a protein of 625 amino acids. The record is from RefSeq and is a predicted model, not a curated record. The transcript is spliced from 4 exons.